Molecule: messenger RNA, 843 nt
Organism: Lactuca sativa (garden lettuce)
Lineage: Eukaryota; Viridiplantae; Streptophyta; Magnoliopsida; Asterales; Asteraceae
Source: RefSeq, a predicted model, not a curated record
AUGGCAUCGUUGGAAGCGGCUAACACUCCGUCAACGCCAUCAUCCGGUGGCCCGCCACCUCCUCUUGCAGCAACGCCAUCAUCUGAAGGCCCACCACCUCCUCUUGCAGCAGCGCCAUCAUCCGGUGGCCUGCCACCUCCUCUUGCAGCAACCAUGCUGUCUGUCGUAGCCCAGAGCCAAACACCACUACCCAUGCUGACUUACGCAACUCCACCACCAUUCCCCAAUAGCAGCGUACCCAAUCCAUACAUUGUACCUCCUCGAUCACUGUUUUUUCCUAACACCAUUGGAUUUAACAACACCGACUACAACCCUCUACCACCAUCUGCCCAAACCACAAACGACCCACAACAAACAACUCCCAUAGCACCACUGGUAAACGGAUUGCCCACAUACACACAUGUAGCAUCGACGAACAACACCACAACCGGCCCAAGUGUCAUAUCACAACCACAAAACCACCCGCCAUUGGUAAUGAGCACCGUGUCAACGCCUCCAUUCACGCCUUACCAACAAAUACCCAUGGCUCACACGUUUCCCAUCUCGUUUCAGCCGUCAAGCUUCUAUGGCCCAACAACGCCAAACCUUACAACCUACAAUAACAUGCUAGUACAGCCUUUCUUGGCAAUGCAACAACUAGGGUACCACUUUGUUCAAUGGACACCAAACCAAGAUUGCCUUUCACGAAGUGUCACGUUGCCCUUCGUCAAAGAAUUGUUGAAAUACAAAAUCCCCAACACCGCCAAACUACCCCACCUCAAAACGUACGAUGGUACCACAGACCCAGACAGCCACAUUGACACAUACGAGUGGACAGUGACAUUCUUUAAGCUAGACGAAUGA